AUGCCCGAUAUGUCUACGUUCUUCCAGGCAUCGCCGCCCAAACUCGAUCUCACGAGUGCACACCCACAACUCUUCCAAGUCCCCGCGUCCUCGACAUCUUCCCUCUACUCGCUGUCUGUCAGCCGCAAGCGGUCCCGUCGGGACACCGGAAACCUAUCCUCCAAGUUCGACUUUGACGCCUCCAUCACCACUUCACCGCUCUUCCAUCCCGAUCGCCAGUAUAGCGGCGUUGACGAUUUCAGCGCAGAGCUAGACUAUCGUCCAAACCGAUAUCGCGAAUCUUUCCUCCCGCCAUCCCUGAGUGCAAGCUUUGACUCGGGAGCUCCUGAACACUCUGGCACGAGCCGCAAGCGCAGCAGACGCGACUCGUGUAUCGCCUCACCAAUCACCGACGAUGAUCCAAUGGACAGUCCGGCCGAAAGCCGUCUGGGCUGGGGACGCACUGUUAUAAACGUGGUCGGCAAAGUCCUCGAUCUUUGCUGGUCGGGUGCGUUUCGAGGUUUCUAUGCCGGCGGUGGACAAGGCUACGAUAUGACGGCGGCCUCCUCCCCGGCUCCUUUUAAUCCCAAAUGGCAACGAUCCCCGAACGAGAGGGAGAACGAGAACCAGAUGUGUCGAACACCAGUCCCUGGCCAGUAUCCAGAAGAGGAUAUCGAUCGCAGCUGGGUAGUGGUCCCCACCGAUUCCACCGAUCCCUUCAUCGAAGAAACAGCCAGUCCAUGCGUAAAAGUUCGCCGGAUUCACCAGGUCUCUAGUCCCCGUCGACGACAGGCUAUAAUGCCAAAGCUAAGCAAGAGCUCCACUCUUUCAUCCGUACGGCCAUCUACUCCAUCUCGAACUUCGGGACUUCCGUCACCACGGUCAAAAGAUGACCCAGAUUCCGCCAAGAUGCAGCGAUAUGCGGCAAAGUUACGGCGCAAGGAAAGGGAAGAAGAUGCCAGUAUGCAACGAUUCAAUGAGCGACUUCAGGCGAUGAUUCGCGAAGGGAAAGCGGCGCUGAACACGACGGUGGAGGUGGAAUAUGAAGACGACAUGGACUUUAAAAUGUCAUGA
This is a messenger RNA of Penicillium verhagenii, 1053 nucleotides long. RefSeq lists its product as uncharacterized. Lineage: Eukaryota; Fungi; Ascomycota; Eurotiomycetes; Eurotiales; Aspergillaceae. The record is from RefSeq and is a predicted model, not a curated record. The transcript has a single exon. Bases 1 to 1053 code for a protein of 350 amino acids.